Nothobranchius furzeri (turquoise killifish) is the source of this 3775-nucleotide messenger RNA. The record is from RefSeq and is a predicted model, not a curated record. NCBI's taxonomy places the organism in Eukaryota, Metazoa, Chordata, Actinopteri, Cyprinodontiformes, Nothobranchiidae.
UUAGAUCGGCUGGUCCUGACUCUCCAAACGGAUGCGCGCCGCUCUUGGAGUCUCCAGGCGCGCAGCGGAGGAUUUUGCGCACUGAGCUCCAGCAGCGCUGAGGAGCGCACUGCUGUCUGUCUGACUGCAGUCUUGUUUCUGGGAUGCGCGGAUUCACUUGGCUGCAUUUCUACUGCGCGCCGCCUUAACUCACCGCUAGAUCUCCCGAAUAAACAACUGAAAAUUCGUUGUUUGUUUCUGUUUCGGUUGGAUUUGAAACUUAGACGAGAGCUUGUUUCCACCAGGUCUCAUUUCUAGUCCCAGCUUCUCAGAGGAAACUCAAACAUUCCCGAGAGGAGGACGUACUUGGAGAGGAUUUAACAACUCCGUGUCCGACUGAAGAGGCAUGACUCCAGCGUGCUGCCUUUACCAAUGAAACUUUAUUUUCCAGGUGAUCUGUGAGAUGUUUCAGCGGCAUGCGCGUCUCGUCCUCUCCGAGUCACCCAGAGAGGAUUAAAGCGCCGCUCAUCGAGAAUAAACUGAGAAGUCUUUGAAGAUGAGAGUCCUGCAAACAUUCUUGCUGCUUCUCCUUCUGCAUCAGGUCACAUGCAGGAAAGUUCAUGGAGGAGCCAGAGAACUCAUCGAGUGGAGCGACAGUGAUAACGAACAGAAGCUUUCUCCCACGGGGGCCAGUCCACGGGUUCUCAACCCCAUUCGUUUAUUUGCCAGGGUCUCCCCCGAGCUCAAGAGCAACACGAGGGAGAUGACAUAUUUACAGAAUAUGGAGGACUUUUGGGACUGGUUAUCUAACCAGACAGAUGCUCAGGGCGCACAGACCAGAACUAAACGUAGACCCAUCGUCAAGACUGGCAAGUUCAAAAAGAUGUUUGGGUGGGGGGACUUCCACUCCAACAUCAAGACCGUCAAACUCAACCUCCUGAUCACGGGGAAGAUCGUCGACCACGGGAAUGGCACUUUUAGUGUUUACUUCCGUCACAACUCCACAGGGAUGGGGAACGUAUCCGUGAGCCUGGUGCCACCGUCCAAGGUCGUAGAGUUUGAGAUCGCCCAGCAGUCGACUCUGGAGACCAAAGACACCAAGUCGUUCAACUGUCGCAUCGAGUACGAAAAGACGGACCGCAACAAGAAGACCGCCCUGUGCGGCUAUGACCCAUCCAAGGUGUGCUAUCAGGAGCACACACAGAGCCACGUGUCAUGGCUGUGCUCAAAACCCUUCAAGGUCAUAUGCAUCUACAUAGCCUUUUAUAGUGUAGACUACAAACUGGUGCAGAAGGUCUGUCCUGACUACAACUACCACAGUGACACACCUUACUCCUCCACAGGAUGACCUAGCUGUUGAAACACGCAUCUGUCUUUUGUUUAAUCUUCAAAAUAUGUAAAGUCAGCCUCCAAACUCGUCGUCCUGAACUACCUAACAACCUGUGAUAUGUUGACAAGUCCCCCCCGCCCCACAAAUAAACAGACAUGCUGAAGGGAUUUGGAGAAACCUUUGUAAAUACUGCACACACAACUUCAGAGAGGCGUCCAGAGACUUUGAAUUUAGGGGCUGGUGUGGAAUGCCCCAGUAGCUACCAACCAUCGGUAUCUCCUCAUCACAACAGCACACUUCUUUGGUGUAAUUACUGUGUUGUCCAGAUGUUUCCUACAAGGCUAGACCACAGGCAAAUUCAGGGCUGACUGGAACAGCUUUGCUGGCUUCCUACUGCUCUGAAUUGAUGCUAACGUCACCAUGUUUGUUAUUGCAAUACCCACAGAUUUUAUUUCAUGAGGGACAUUGCUGCCUUUUGAAUAUUUAGCCAAUGUAGUCUAAUCAUUUUCUCUGUAGUAGAUCUGGAAUCUAUUCCCGGGGUAAACUAGAAAAAUUAUUCAGGCCGGGAAUUUGGCACCAACCCAGAGCAGACUAGUAACUUGCAAACAUUUUUCCAUUUGAUUGAGGGGUCAGCAGAUCGAAUUUCGGUCGUGCAUUGGGGAAUUUAUGAGCAGGGAGAAGAGAGUUGGAUUAACGGACAUCACCGACAGGGGGGACUGCAGGCAAUACUGAGCGGGUCACUCCAGCUGUCAGGCCAGCAGGACUUGUCCCAGUGCUCCCGAUACCUAGUCCACCACUGUUCACUCAUACUUCUUAGAACACAAAAGAAGGAAAAAGUAGCUAUUUUUAAAAAGCUUUCAAUAAUUUGAGCGGAAAUCUGGAGUUUUUUCUCAAAUGGCACAAUCUACCAGUGAAAAGGUGGUGGUGCACCUUAAGCCCCACUCGCUACUUUCAAGAAAAAGGCUGAAAGCUAUGUUUCUCAUUUGUGAACACGUAACAUAACAUUAUAUACAUAUAUAUAUAUAUAUAUAUAUAUAUAUAUAUAUAUAUAUAUAUAUAUAUAUAUAUACAUGUUUACUUUUAUUUUAUUUUCUUACCAUGAGAAAUGUUACCAACUGCAUCUAGGUAUGUCCGCAAAUACUUGCACACGUUCUGUGAUUGACAUCUACAUGUGAACGGAUGUCUAAUGCUAUUGGCUAACGCUGAUCGGCGCUUAACUCAAAUUGCAUGGUGCUCUACGGACAUAAGGUGGCUUAGCGAGAAAAAAAGAGGUAUUGUCUACAUUUAUAUCACAGUAGGUAAGACUAUCACUUUUACAAAUUUCUAAAAUAUAUGUAUAAUUACUGAAAAACUCUUGAUUGCUGCUUAAAUUAUUUAAUUUCAUUAUUUUAUUUAUAUAUUUAAUUAUAGCCAUUUAAAAAUCUUUCUUGUGUAAGAAUACAUCAGAAGCAUGGCUUCAAACAAUCCCAAAUUGCCCAUGACAAAAUAAAUUGAUCCAACAAACCUAAUUUUAACAAAAUGUGGAAGCACGAUUGUAAAUUAUCACACAUCUAACCACCUGUCCACCUUUAGCGUAAAUACUCCCCUGCUUCCUCCCUAAAACACAUUCGUGCUACAGUUAUCCUAAGGCGUGUGUGUGCUAAACUAGUCUGAAAUCCAACAUCUGUGUUUGCAGGAUGCACUCUGAGGCAUCAGCCCGCCAAGCAAGCUGUACACUGGAUUAAUGUGUCAGCAGGGGAAGAGAGAAGGGGGAUGGCAAUAAUUGCAGGACAGGUGGAUUUAGUGAGUCUGGCAGACAAUUAUCAGCACUUUGUCAUGGUCCUGCUACCAGCCCUGACAUUACCUGUCUUUAAUAGGCUUUAAUCAGCCUGGGAAAUACAUUCUCCAGGAGUCGAGAAACUGGAAGGUAGAAACAAUUUUUAAAAAAGGGCAUAAGGAAAUAAUAUGUCUGCAGUAUGAAUAAGAAGCAGGAAUUUUUUUUAAAUGUCUGUGAUACGGCAAGCAUAAGCUGGCAGAUUUAAGAGUACAAGGUUUAGUAUGUGAUGUUUUCAUCACAUUUUCACUGUUUCUGUCAAUGCUACUUUAUUUUUUCAUCAACUGUAAAUGAUCCUGUCACCUUGUUCACAUGAGGUGAGCUGUACGAUAAAUCAGCUGAUCUAUGAUGUUUUAGUUCCACUCCUUCGUGCAAAUGCUGUGUACUAAUGUGUAACUCUAAAACUGAACAUGUUCCACUAUGGCUUCAGAGUAAAUGAUGUCAAAUAAUUUCAGUUUUCCCUGAGAAUAUAUAUGAUUGUGCAAAUUCUUCCUUAGUUUUUGGUGUUUUGUCAGAGAUAACAUAAAUGUCAGAUUUAUUGCCUGAAAAUAUAGAUUGCUUUGCUAUUUUGUAAUAGCACAUUAGUCCUGUUAUAUUUUUUUAACCUCCUGCUUAGUAAUCUUCUUUAAACUGUAAAUUUGGAUGAAACAACA